Molecule: messenger RNA, 6130 nt
Organism: Lymnaea stagnalis (great pond snail)
Lineage: Eukaryota; Metazoa; Mollusca; Gastropoda; Lymnaeidae
Source: the annotation of a GenBank genome assembly
AUUUGGCCAAAGCUGAGCCUGCUCUCUUGGCAGCCAAAGAGGCUUUGAAUACUCUGAAUAAGGUGAACAUAUAUAUUUAGCAAGCCUAGUAAAUCACCUUUAUUCAUAAGGUAAUUGAAUGUUUUUAACCCCCUUGAUAUUAGUCCAUGUUUAAAUGUUGAAAUUGUUCUUAAAUUGUAUGUCAAAAUUCUGUCUUAAAUUUGACCUUAUAAACAAGUUGAUUUCUGAAGGCAAAGAUAUAAAGAGUUAAUGUUUAACAAAAUAAUAUAAUAAGCCAAGAUAUUGAUUGCAGAUGUUAAAUGAUGUCAACAAACAAGUUGCAGUUCCCAAGUAAAAAAAAAUGCUUGUAGUUUAAAAAAAGCCCAUAACAUGGAUAGAUUAUCAAUGCUUUGUGCAUUGAAAAAUAGGUUCAAUACCUACUGAUUUAUUGUUUUAAAAAUGUCCAGGCUAAUGAAAAUGUAUUUCUGUUACAUUUUGUAUUUUAUCAAAAGUAGGGUCAUUAACAACCAUUUAUCUUUGUGCUGAUUCCCUAGAACAAUUUGACAGAGUUGAAGUCCUUUGGGUCACCACCGGCUGCUGUGACCAAUGUGAUUGCUGCAGUGAUGGUGCUACUGGCACCUGGAGGAAAUGUGCCAAAGGACAGAUCUUGGAAAGCUGCCAAGGCCACAAUAAUGUCCAAGGUAGAGAGAGAUUUCAAUGGUUUUUAAAUAGUUUGACCAUCUUGAGUGAAACAUUAGAAAACAACUACAGUAGACGUAUGAAUGCACUGGGUUUCACUAUCAUCAUUCAGUUAUUACAUUUGGAUUACUUAAAGCACUUAAAUAAAUAAUUUCAAUUAAGAAAUAAUUCAGCUGAGUUAGCUUCCCUUGAUGUAACGCAUCAAACAGUAUAAAAUUUUAUUUUUAAAAACAUGCCAAUUCAACAGCAGUAAAUAUAUUAAAUUAAUUCAGCUAUUAAGUGUUACAAGUGUUACCUUUCAAUGACACAAAGGAAUAAAGCCAAACAUAUUUUUAUUACUUUGUAAAAUACAAGGCUUUUUAUCCUCGUGUUCUUAGCCAAAAACAGAAGUGGGUGAGGGGCCUGAAGGAAGUUAUUAAUUAAUAAUAUCAAUAAUUAACAAAAAAAAGGCAGAAGUUACGUACCCACUCAAUGAAAAUAAGCACUGAUGAACAACUUGGGUCAUCUAGGUUGAUGCGUUCCUUGAUGCUCUGAUGUACUAUGACAAAGACAAUAUACCACUUAGCUGCCAAGUGGCUGUCAAGCCAUAUCUGAAUGACCCCGAGUUCGACCCUGAGUUUAUCAAGGCAAAGUCCAGUGCAGCUGCAGGUAAAAUUAUUGAAGUUUACCAGUACAUUUACAGCUGUUAGCUUUGAAAACACUAAGUCUCCAUGUAUGGUCUCAGAACAAAUAUGAUAACAAAAAUGUUUUAUGCUGCGUAUGUUGUUUUUGUGUUAGUCAAGGAUUCAACUAAUUCACUUUGUAAUAAUCCUAAUUACAGCAAAACUAUUUGUUUUGUUAAAAUUAAGAUCAAUUUUGAUUUGAAUCAUUAAUGUAGGGUUAAUGUUAGUAAUAAAAAAACAACGACCAUCAAUAAUGUUAGGAUAUCAUUGAUUUAUUAAUUACCUGUUGACAAAAAUAAAAUUGUCAGGAUUAUUAAUAACUACCAGUAUUCAUGCUUUUCUUUGAACCUAUAUCAUAGUUGCUGCCUUGAAAAUAUUCAAAUGACCAUUUGAGAAAUGAUGAUUUACAAAACACAGUAAUAAGAUUUGUGAACGUUUCCCUCUAGGUUUGUGUUCAUGGGUGGUCAACAUCAUGAAAUAUUACGAGGUCUUCUGUGAAGUGGAGCCCAAAAGGCUUGCUUUGAAAAAAGCCAAUGAAGACUUAAAUGCAGCGCAGACUAAACUUGGGGCCAUUAAAGGUGAGAGACAAACAAAGCAAUGAUCAGAUUGAAAUGUAUUAUAAUAAAUGAAACUUAAUGUAAUAUAAUGUAUUAUAAGGUAAUGUAGAGUGCACUCUAAAACUUGCACCUUAAAUUAACUAAUUCUUGCUCCCCUGAUUUACACCUCUUUACUUGGUGCAGUUAAAUUAGUGGUAUGUUCAUGUGUUGUUAUUUCACUAAGUGUAGUUGUAUCAUUAUUUUUCUUUUCUUUAUUCUGUUUGUGCUAGGAAAAUUUUCAUUUGUAGCCAUUAUCUGUCGUAUUGAAAUAGAAUUUUUCUUACCCUGCUAACAUAGUUUUUUUAAAAAUGAAACAGAGUAUUGUGCCGUUUUUAAGUUAAUGUAUAAGUAUACAUUUACAAUAGCCAAAAUUCCUGCUGGACUGAGAUGAUGAACUUACAUAGUGUGUCAUUUAAUGAUAAAUAUAUAUUUGUCUGCUAAUGACCCACUGUAUACAAUUUUAUGAUGGUAUUUGUUAACAGCCAAAGUGUCAGCACUGGAGGCCACGCUGAAUGAAUGUCAGGCAGAGCUCAACAAGGCAGUGAGCACCAAACAGAAGUGCCAGGAGGAGGCUGAUGCCACAGCUGCCGUCAUUGAGCUGGCCAACAGGCUGGUCGGUGGUCUGGCCUCAGAAAAUGUUCGCUGGGCCCAAGCCAUUAUGAAUUUUCAUGAGAAUGAAAAAACCCUCCCUGGAGAUGUCCUCCUUAUCACAGCUUAUGUUUCAUAUGUGGGAUCAUUUACCAAAGUUAGUUCUUCUUCUAUAUUUUGAGAGCCCACGAUCAAUGUAAUAAUCAUUCUAGCUCCUAGUUGCUAGGAAGCCAAUGAAAGAAAACAUUUUAAGAUAGUUGAAAGAAAAAAAAUUGCUGGAACAACUUGUUCAUGUCGCUUUAAACAUAAAUAUUUUAAAAGGAUAUUUACUUUUGAUAUAUUAAAUUGCACUUCAGAAAUCCUUAAUGUAUCACUCCCAAAGAAAAUAGAAAUUUAUGGAAACAAUUUUUCAGGUGUAUCGUGUGGAUCUGCUGGACAAUAAAUGGCUAGCUUUUCUGAAAAAGCUGAAGCAUCCUAUCGCAGUUACAGAGAACCUUGACCCUCUUGUCAUGUUAGUAGACAGUGCUCAGGUAAGGUAAUAAUUAGUUUUCUUAAAAUCAAACCCAUUACAAAGGUGCUUUAAACAGGGCUUCAAAGGACCAAAAUGUGUAUCGGCUUUCAUACCAAUUGUUCCAAUUCAUAAACUGAAUAGAAAAUUCUUGAAAAAAAAAAAAAAAUGUCAUUAUAUCCUCACAUGAAGUCCUAACAAAUUUUCCUAUUCUGGUGUCUUGCACAUUUAGCAUUUUGUUUAAGAGAAAAUUUUAGAUACUUAGAAUUAUCUUUGACACAUUAUGUAGAAAAAUAAACAUUUACUGUAAGCUUUUUGCUGAAACAGAUUGCUUGUUGGAGCAAUGAAGGUCUACCAAGUGACAGAAUGUCCAUAGAAAAUGCAACCAUCCUCACCAACUGUGAACGCUGGCCCCUCAUGAUUGACCCUCAGCUCCAAGGCUACAAGUGGAUCAAAACAAGAUAUGGAAAUAGACUAAAGGUAGGUACUCUUUGUAAACUAUUUACAGUCAAACUUAAACUUCCUUCACCUCUGCAUUUUCUAUAAUCUUUUUUUGUUCACAUUUAUAAAAACUGAAUCGUUUAACAUCAUGUUUUGUUAACAUCAAAAUAAAUGUAUGUAGAUUUAAUAAACACCCAUAAAUUUAUUAUAUCAAAGGUUUGGUGUCAUUAUUUGAUUCCAAUAAUAAACAGAAAUAUCUGCACGUCAUUUCUUAUUUUGCAUAUAACACAAUUCUAAUUCUCUUGUGCCAAUUUUUGUUUUUAGAUUGUUAAACUUGGAUCUCAUGGGUACCUGGAUGCCAUAGAGAAAGCUGUUGAGACCGGUGAAGUUCUGCUAAUGGAGAACAUUGGUGAAUCUGUUGAUGCCGUGUUGGACCACCUGCUGGGGCGUAACACAAUAAAGAAAGGUCGAGCCAUCAAGGUAAUCAUUUGUUCACAAGUCAAGUGACAUGUCAACAGUGAAAAAAGUGAAUUGACUUGGCGGUAUCAAACAGUAUAACAUUAGAAAAGACUUCAAUCAGUAAUCCUCAACUUAAACUGACAUUUUUACCAUAGCUUUUGUAUGAAUUACUCAUUCUGUAUUCCAAGUUUUAACUUGCACAUUAUAUGCAUACAAAUAAAUAGAUGAAUUCUAAUUUGAAAUUACAAUUUUUUAAAUCUAGCACAAUUUAAAUGUUCAAUGUUACAGUUUUUUAUUUUUUAGAAAAAUUAAUAUUUCACAAUUAUUCCUGUAUUAGGAUAUAUUAUGCAAAAGAAACUAGUGGACACUGCAUGUAGUUUUAAUUAAAUAUUUUAGUUGUAGACCCUUGGUAUCUUUUCCACAUCAAGUUUAGUAAUUAUUGUCAUUUUCAUCUUCAUAUUGUUACUACUAGAUGAUCACACAGAUUUAUAGAUGAUCACAAAGAUUUAUAAAUGAUCACAGAGGUUUAUAGAUGAUCACACAGGUUUAUAGAUGAUCACUUGUUUGAAACAUGUAGUUUAAUAAAAAAAAUUUUAUGAAACCAUGGGCUUAACAAACUAAUUCCCUGUAACAUUAUAGCACACAGCACAAGAUAUAAACAACAUUAAAAUUUAACAAAAACGCAGUGACUUAUUUCAGUUUAGAAAAAGGCAUCAAUUAUUUUCUGUAAUAUUUGCUUGCCAGGAUCUCGGAUGUUACUUGAUUAAUUAUUGUUUACAAUAUCUUCAGAUUGGAGACAAAGAGAUGAACUACCACAGAACUUCCGUCUGAUAUUACAGACCAAAUAUUUAAUAUUGUUUUAAAUAUCUUCAGAUUGGACACAAAGAGAUGAACUACCACAAAACUUGCGUCUGAUAUUACAGGCCAAAUAUUAAUUAUUGUUUUAAAUAUCUUCAGAUUGGAGACAAAGAGAUAAACUACCACAAAAACUUCCGUCUGAUAUUACAGACCAAACUUGCUAAUCCUCACUAUAAGCCAGAGAUGCAGGCACAAACUACACUCAUUAAUUUCACUGUCACGAGGUAAUAUAAUUCUGUCACAGCCAGAGAAUAAUUGAUGUUGAAACUAAUGUCAAACUAGAAAAAAAUAUAUCAGAAUUGUGUUUUGCUGUAAACCAUGGGAAUAACUAGCAGGAAAUGGUGCCAUAAAAAUAUAUGCCAAUAAAAAUAUGUAUGUGAGUAAGGUCAAGCUUUAUAAAAUUAAUCUGUACUUUGCCAUCCUUAGGCCUAAUCCCAAUGCAUGUUAACUGCUCUUAUCCUCUUCCACUAGAGAUGGCCUAGAAGACCAACUGUUGGGGGCUGUUGUAUCCAAGGAGAGACCAGAUUUAGAAAAACUUAAAUCUGACCUCACUCGCCAGCAAAAUGAAUUCAAGAUAAUUCUGAAAGGUUCGCUAAGGAUUAUGUGUUUUUGAAACAAUUUAAGUAACUACUAGCUACUAAUAGUUGUUGUGUUGUAAUUUUCUUAAACAGCAAAGUUCAUAUUUGUUACUGUGAAUUUUUACUGUAUUCAACUAAUUGGAUUUGUAGAUUAAAAAAAUCUCCAUCUUUAGUUUCAAAAUGCAAUUACUUUGACUUGCAUAGGUUUUGUUUAUUUAUUUGUUUGUCAUGUGAGGAUUUCUUUGUAAUGAGACAUCGCUAGCCUUGCAUGCAUUAAAGGAUAUUUAGCACAUGAAGGAAUUAUAAAAAAUGAAAGCUUUUUUUGUAAAUAAAAUAUUUUUUCCCCCCAUUUACUUGUUUUAAAAAUGAAUAUAUCAUAUAACUGUUCAGAUAUCAAAGUCCCAAAGGUAAUAUCCCAUGUAUGUAGAUAUUUGCUAGAGUCAGUCAUAGAGCAGAAUCAGAUUCCUGGACCAUAAGACAGGGUCGUGAAAUAAAUUCAGACUCAUCAAUUCAAGUCAAUAAAAAAGCUGGAUAUAAAUUUGUUACCUUGCAGGUUUGGAAGAUAAUCUUUUAGCAAGGCUGUCAACAGCUGAGGGAAACUUUCUGGGAGAUUAUGCCUUGGUGGAAAAUCUGGAGACAACGAAACGUACAGCAGCAGACAUUGAAGCCAAGUCGGCAGAAGCUAAAAUCACCGAAGUUGAGAUCAAUCUGGCCAGGGAAAACUACAGACCUGUUUCUGCAAGGGCAUCACUCUUGUAUUUU